Suillus plorans is the source of this 1344-nucleotide messenger RNA. RefSeq lists its product as uncharacterized. The coding region runs from base 277 to 1098 and encodes 273 amino acids. Lineage: Eukaryota; Fungi; Basidiomycota; Agaricomycetes; Boletales; Suillaceae. The transcript is spliced from 5 exons. The record is from RefSeq and is a predicted model, not a curated record.
CGGACAACGUUGCUGUCCAGCCAUUCAAUUGAGCGCCGUGAUGACGACACAAUGAUCCUGGGCUGAUCCUGGGUCAAGAUUGCUUUUUUAGGUGGGUUCUUAUAUAAAAGUGGUGAUAUCGCAGACUUCCAAGUAGCGCUCAAGCGAGGUGGAAGCUCAGCGCUCAGCGCUCAGUGUUCAUGUACAUUGUCAUGUACUCAGCAUGGUCACUGAUCCUGCAGAUUAGUUUGCCGAUGCAUCCUUGCAAGCAUUGCCCCCGAUUCUGGAACCACGAACAUGUGCAAGUAUAAGGGUCGUCCUGUAGGCUACGUCCAUUCAAUAACGUCUCAACCCCACAACUUGAACACUCACGUUAUGAGCUCUACCAUCGAUGAAACGAUAUCUAAUGAUACUCCUAGUAGUUCAGCCUCUCAAGUCCUGAAAAACUUUCCGCUUCCCACUCAUCCCAUUCUGAAUUCAGCGUUCAGAAUCCUGUGCGUUGUUGCAGUCUCUCGGACGUCCCUCGAACACUGGAGACACACAAAUGACGAAGAAUGGAAGGAGCAUGUUUCAGUGAUAGUCAAUCGUUUCCAGAACUCAAACGUCACCGCUGGGCUGGUACUCGCAACUACUGCUUUGCUCCUGACGACGAGCUCUCCUGUAACCAGCUUGAUGGUUUUUGACACUGCAGCCUCCUAUGUCUUCGCCAUGAUUGCAUUUAGUGCUGCAUUGCUCAGUGUAAUAUCGGGAGCUGCGGUCGUGGUCAUCUAUCAAACUAGCACUGUUCAUAAAGACAUGGAACAGCUCAAAGACAUGUCACGAUGCCAAAUUAUCUGCCUGUUGUUGUGGUUGGCAUACCCCUCAAUUUGUCUGGCAGUCGCCGCUUGCUGUUUGUUUGUGUCUCUCUUUAUCGCUUGCUUCUGCUCUGGAAAUGUCCCGGUCCAAGUCAUUUCAGCCGCAGGUUGUUCGGCCUUCGUUGUCAAUGGAAUCCUUACGCUCCACGUUUUCAAUUGUGUGCGCGAACCGGAUGCCGCACAAACCCUAGAAGUAGUAGAGACUGGUUACGAGUCUACAAAAACCCACCGUCGGCUCGGGCGGAAUGCGUUCUGCAUGCAUUGAAUCUUUUGCCAUUGGCUUAGUUUCAGUAUGCGGGCCCACGUUAUGAAUCCACUCAUACUACUAGACUUGAAUUGAAGCCUUUCAAGUUAUUGCAAUAAAAUGCAGACCACAGUAAUGUCAUGCAAGUUGGUGAUUCGCACGAGGGUUUGUUUGACUAGUGUGCGGUCACCUCUGCUCGGAUCCUACUCAUGUGACUUGUGGGAUUUCCUUCGGUAUACCGUACAACUCUUCUUAUCGUUUUACGAA